Molecule: messenger RNA, 726 nt
Organism: Laccaria bicolor S238N-H82
Lineage: Eukaryota; Fungi; Basidiomycota; Agaricomycetes; Agaricales; Hydnangiaceae
Exons: 9
Coding region: 1-657 (218 amino acids)
Biological process (GO): signal transduction; cell division; positive regulation of protein phosphorylation
Cellular component (GO): cytoplasm; nucleus
Molecular function (GO): protein kinase activator activity
Source: RefSeq, a predicted model, not a curated record
AUGUCAUCGUUCUUUGGACUCGGUAAAACACGAACAUUUAAGCCACGAAAGGAUGUACCAGAGGGGACGAAACAAUAUCAGCUCAGAAAGUAUGCCGAAGCAACUUUGGGAUCAGGAAAUCUGAGGUUAGCUGUCCAGCUCCCGGAGGGCGAGGACACGAACGAGUGGCUUGCGGUUCACACGGUCGACUUUUUCAAUCAUCUUAAUAUGUUGUAUGGGACGGUCACGGAGUUCUGCACCCCGCAAGAAUGCCCAAUAAUGUCAGCGGGACCAAGAUAUGAAUAUCUGUGGGAAGAUGGCGUCAAAUACAAGAGACCGACUAAAUUACCAGCUCCAGAAUAUGUUGACGCGCUUAUGAACUGGGCGCAAAACAUCCUGGAUGAUGAGAACAUUUUCCCGAACAAGAUUGGUGUACCGUUCCCUAGAAACUUCCGCGACACCGUUCGAACCAUUGUGCGCCGCCUAUUCCGAGUGUAUGCACAUAUAUAUAGCAACCAUUUUGACCACAUAUGCGCGUUGGGAAUCGAAGCUCACCUUAACACAAGCUACAGACACUUCUUCCUGUUCGUGAACGAGUUCGACUUGGUCGACAAGAAGGAAUUGGCACCGUUGGACGAACUCAAUGACGCAAUCCUCGCAGAGGACAAGACGCGGUAGCCUCCCACAGUCUAGGACGUCUAGAAUCGAUAGCAGUAUACCACCCACACCGUUGGCAAUUGAUGAUUC